AUGGACGAGGGCGAGCCGGUCGUCCGACCGACCGCGCCCGCGGUAUCCGCCAAGGCGUCGCACAUCGCGUCCCUGACCAACGAGGCCGAGCUCGACGCCCUCAUCGACCUGCUCCCGCCGAGGGUCCGAGGCGCGCUCGCGACGCACCAACGGAAGCUCCAGCUUCUCGAGGUCGUGCUCGAUCUCGGCAGGCUACCCAUCGCGCGGUUCGCGGACGGCGACGAGAUCCUCGGCGACGGUCUUCCCCUCGACUACGACGACAUCGAACGAGCCAUGGACACCGUCGGGGAGGUUGGCGGCGAUAACCGCGCGGGCAUCAACAGGACGCUGCACCGCAUCUCCGUCAUUCGUAACCGCAAGGGCGGCGUCGUGGGCCUCACCGCACGCGUGGGACGCGCCAUCGAGGGCAGCGCGGAUCUGGUCCGGGACCUGCUCGCCUCGGGCGCGUCGGUGCUCCUCUUGGGUCGGCCGGGCGUGGGGAAGACGACGGCGAUUCGAGAGAUCUCGCGCAUCCUCUCCGAGGAGUACGGCAGGCGCGUGGUGGUGGUGGACACCAGCAACGAGAUUGGGGGCGACGGAGACAUUCCUCACCCCGGGAUCGGCGGGUCCAGGCGGAUGCAGGUGCCCGUGCCGGACAGGCAGCACGACGUGUUGAUCGAGGCUGUGCAGAACCACACGCCGCAGGUUGUCAUCGUGGACGAGAUCGGGACGGAGCUGGAGGCCAAGGCGGCGAGGACCAUCUCCCAGCGCGGGGUGCAGAUGAUCGCCACCGCUCACGGUCACACGCUCGAGAACCUGCUGAAGAACCCGCUUUUAAACGACCUGGUGGGCGGGGUCGUGAGCGUGACUCUGGGCGACGACGAGGCUCGGCGCCGGCGGGUGCAAAAGUCGGUGUUGGAGCGCGAGGGUCCGCCCACGUUCGGCGCCGCCGUCGAGAUGGUUGACAUCGGGCACUGGAGAGUCCACCUGGACGUGGGCGUGGCGGUCGACACUCUUCUCGCCGGGUACGCGCCGCACGUGGAGCUCAGGACGCUCGACGCGGAUACGGGCGCGGUUCGAGUGCAGCCCUACCUCGGCGGCGGGGAGAUCCAGAAUGGCGGUUCUUACGCCGCCAUGUUCGGAGCCGGCGGAGCGGUGAGCGGGGGCGUGGGUUUCGGCGCGAGCGUAGACAACACUCUCGGGUCGGGCGGUCCGUCGUUCUGGGGGGACGUGUCCGCUUCGGGGUUCUCGUUCCCCAAGGCUGCGCCGACGGGGAGGUCCACCGCGACGGACGACCCGGACGACCAGUCCGUGUUUCGCAUCUAUCCGCACGAGCUCGACUGCGACGUGCUGGAGGAGGUCAUCGCGUCGUUGGAGCUCGAGGACCGGGUAGUGCUGACGGACCAGCUGGAGGACGCGUCCGCGGUUCUCGCGGUCAAGGCUCGGGUGAAGGGCGCCACGUGGCUCAGGCACGCCGCCAGGGCGAGGGGUAUGCCGAUAUACGCCCUCAAGGUUGAGGGCAUGCCGCAGCUGGCUCGGGCCAUGCAGGCCAUGCUCGGGCUGAACGGCCUGAACAAGUCCACCGACGACCGAGACGCCGCCGCGGCGGAUGCAUCGAUGGCCGACGCCGCCGCGGCGGCCGCCGCGCGGGGAACGGGCCGCGACGUCUCCUCGGUCACGCCCGCGGACGAGAUCGACGCUCUGGAGGAGGUUCGCAUGGCGGUCGAGCAGCUGGUGAUUCCGCACCAGGAGCCCGUCGAGCUGCUGCCUCGGGACGAGAGGCUGCUCAAAAUGCAGGCGGAUCUCAUCACGGACGAGUACAGGCUUCAGUACGAGGAGUGCGGCGAGGGAAGCUCGAGGCGGAUCAAGAUCCUGCACACCUACGUCGGUAGUUGA
Messenger RNA from Micromonas commoda, 1875 nucleotides. RefSeq lists its product with no specific name. NCBI's taxonomy places the organism in Eukaryota, Viridiplantae, Chlorophyta, Mamiellophyceae, Mamiellales, Mamiellaceae. The transcript has 2 exons. The coding region runs from base 1 to 1875 and encodes 624 amino acids. The record is from RefSeq and is a predicted model, not a curated record. Gene Ontology annotation, molecular function: ATP hydrolysis activity.